AUGACUACUCAUUUUUUCAAUGUUAAAGCAUCAGAAAAUGGUACUAAAUUUCACUUAGAAAUUGAAGAAGGAUUAAUGUAUGUUCUUACUACAAUUUCUGUUCUUAAUGGAGAGUGUAUUGUAUCUUUUGAAAUUGAAGAUGAUGAGAGUGAUGAUAAUAAAAUGAAAGAAAUUUAUAUUGCUCGACUUUGCAAAACAAUUCCUACAGAAUUACUUCAUCUUGAAUUUGACUUACAAUAUGUAGAUUUUAUAGUACGAGGAACUGGUGAAGUAUAUUUUAAUGGUUAUAAUAUAAUUGAUCCAAGAUUUAGAGACUAUAAAGAUGAAGAUAUUGAAGAAGGUGGAUUUGAAAUGAAUAUAAAAUAA
Molecule: messenger RNA, 366 nt
Organism: Entamoeba dispar SAW760
Lineage: Eukaryota; Evosea; Mastigamoebida; Endamoebidae
Exons: 1
Coding region: 1-366 (121 amino acids)
Source: RefSeq, a predicted model, not a curated record